Cynara cardunculus var. scolymus (artichoke) is the source of this 1204-nucleotide messenger RNA. Its product is annotated as 5'-methylthioadenosine/S-adenosylhomocysteine nucleosidase-like. Gene Ontology annotation, molecular function: catalytic activity. Bases 79 to 1131 code for a protein of 350 amino acids. Lineage: Eukaryota; Viridiplantae; Streptophyta; Magnoliopsida; Asterales; Asteraceae. The transcript has 5 exons. The record is from RefSeq and is a predicted model, not a curated record. Gene Ontology annotation, biological process: nucleoside metabolic process.
UUCCUAUCCAUAAAUUCCCCCUUCUUGAUCCAUUUCAAUUCAUCAACUUCAUAGCUUGGAUUUGGAAUCGUAACGAAAAUGUUGACAAAAAUAAUUUCCUUUUUUAUUUUUGUUUUAAUUUUUGUUUCAUUUCAAGAACGAAUCAACGGUGCGUUAGACGAAAGUACGAAAAAGAUGAUCGAAAAAGCCAACAAAAACGGCCCCUUUUUAGGCUUGGUUAUUCCCAACAUGUUUGAGAUGAAUCCGCUACUCAGUAAUCCUAAUUACAAGUCAACUAAACUAGUCAUCGAUUAUGCAGGGAGGAGGUUUCGGUUUGGAAAGAUUUACAAAAAGCCAGUGAUUCUGGUCAUGAGUGGAAUGGGAAUGGUGAAUGCUGCAAUUGCGACACAACUUUUGUUGAGUUUGUUUGAGAUAGAAGGUGUGAUACACUAUGGAAUAGCAGGGAAUGCAAACCCAAAUCUAAAUAUUGGAGAUGUAACCAUUGCUGAGUAUUGGUCUCAUUCUGCCCUUUGGAAUUGGCAGAGAUAUGGAGAUGGGCCUGAAGAUCCAUUGCCAUUUGAAGGAGAAGACGGAUUCACAAGAGAAAUUGGGUAUAUGAAAUUUGGAACAUAUUCAACAAAAGGUGAAGAUAACUUGUUGAAUAAUGUGUGGUAUCAAGCAGAAGAAGUCUAUCCUGUGGAUGGAACUCCUGAACAAACUAAACAAGUAUUUUGGAUCCCUGUGGACUCCAACUACCUCUCUCUCUCAAAAUCCCUCGAGAAACUCAAGUUGGAGGAUUGCAUUAACGCGACCACAUGUUUGACCAAUCCGCCAAAGGUGACCACGGUCCAGAGAGGGACGAGUGCCAACAUUUAUCUCGACAAUGCGGCCUAUCGAAGCUUCUUAUACAACAAAUUCAACAUUAGUCCGGUGGAAAUGGAAAGUGCCGGGGUGGCUCUCAUUUGCUUUCAACAAAAAGUGCCGUUCAUAACUUUUAGAGCCCUUUCUGACCUAGCCGGUGGCGGCACGGCUACCUCAAACGAAGCCAAUACUUUUUCCGGCCUCAGUGCAGAGAACUCCGUGAUAGUGAUGGUGGAGUUCGUUAAAUUGUUGACGGGUUAUAAUAGAAAAUUGAUAAACAGUUUUUGGUAGAAGUUCUAUUAGUAAUUCAAGUCUUCUAAAAAAGAAAAAAAUAAGAGACUUAUUGUAUUAAAUAAAUAAUAUG